AAAACCCUAAUAAAAACCACAAAUUCAGCCGCCUGAGUCACUCACCUCUCUUGCCAGCCAGCCAAAGACGGAAAACCUCCUCACCUUCCCCGUAAUCUGAUCACAUGUCCUGCAGUAACUGCCGUGCGAGUUCCCUCUGCUCUCUUCGUCGGUCAAUCUCCAGCACGAUUAGUAUUUCAACGACUAUCAUCAUUACUACCCAUUAAGCUUUCCACCUCCAUCUGCACAGGUUCUCGUCGAAAUCAAUUCGACUCGAUUUUAGCUUCUUAAAAAGAUAUCUUUUCAAGCUCAAUCAGAGCCAAGAGUUCUACUUUGUUAUCCGUGUGUGGAAUGGCGACUCUGCUGAGCUACAGUGGGUGCUUGAGAGAAUCUGCUCUCAAGUCUCUGCGUCCCAAUUGCAGCGAUUACCAGAAAAGGAGGAAUGCAAAACUGAGAUCCCCACAAGCAGCUGUAAUGCCCAAUUUCCAUCUUCCUAUGCGCAGUUUUGAAGUCAAAAAUAGAACAUCAGUAGAAGAUAUAAAGUCUCUUAGACUGAUAACGGCUAUUAAAACCCCAUAUCUACCUGAUGGAAGAUUUGAUCUUGAAGCCUAUGAUGACCUUGUGAAUAUGCAAAUUGAAAACGGUGCAGAAGGAGUGAUUGUUGGUGGCACAACUGGUGAAGGCCAAUUAAUGAGUUGGGAUGAACACAUAAUGCUUAUUGGUCACACGGUCAAUUGUUUUGGUGGAUCAAUUAAGGUGAUUGGCAACACAGGGAGCAACUCCACAAGGGAAGCAAUUCAUGCCACCGAACAAGGUUUUGCUGUUGGAAUGCAUGCAGCGCUUCACAUCAAUCCUUACUAUGGCAAAACCUCUCCGGAGGGUUUAGUUUCUCACUUCAGUAGUGUGCUGCCAAUGGGUCCUGCCAUCAUAUACAACGUCCCAUCACGAACUGGUCAAGAUAUUCCCCCACCUGUGAUCUACACCGUGGCACAGAGUUUGAACUUGGUUGGGAUUAAGGAGUGUGUUGGAAAUGACAGGAUCCAAGAAUAUGCAAAUAAUAAAAUUGUGGUAUGGAGUGGGAAUGAUGAUCAAUGUCAUGACGCUAGGUGGCUCCAUGGUGCCACUGGUGUUAUUUCUGUUGCUAGCAACCUCAUUCCAGGAUUGAUGCGGGAACUGAUUUUUGGAGGAAUGAACCCUUCACUGAAUUCAAAAGUUAUGCCUCUAAUUGAGUGGCUCUUUUAUGAGCCAAAUCCCAUUGGCUUAAACACAGCUCUUGCGCAAUUGGGGGUUGUCAGACCAGUUUUCAGGUUACCUUAUGUGCCUCUUCCUCUAGCCAAGAGGGUUGAAUUUGUUAAUCUUGUCAAGGAUAUUGGGCGGGAGAAUUUUGUGGGAAAGAAAGAUGUUCAGGUUCUUAAUGAUGAUGAUUUUAUCUUGGUGGGCCGGUAUUAGUUUUCUAGUUUGUUUCAUGAGAAAUAGAACUCAUGGUGUCCUAUUUAGUUGUUUAAAUGAUGCCUGUACCAGCACCAUUUAGUUGCCAUCCAUGAAAAAUAUGGUUCUUGUUUUUGUUUGGACUAUUUCUCUGUACCUUUAUGUUGUCUCUUGUUCGCAGGUUUAAGCAUUCCGGAAGGAAUCGCGCUGAUUUUUUCAUGGUGUGUUAAGAAUAUAUUUUGGCGGCAUGCCUGUAUCAUGUUACAUUAUUCUGAGAGAAUGUUUCCUCUCUUUCUCUCUCUUUUCUCUCCUCCUUCUCUCUCUUUUAUUUAUUUUUUUUUUCUUCCUUCCCUGGAACCCCAAAGGUCUCAUGGAAUCUAUGUUA
Rubroshorea leprosula is the source of this 1792-nucleotide messenger RNA. Lineage: Eukaryota; Viridiplantae; Streptophyta; Magnoliopsida; Malvales; Dipterocarpaceae. The record is from the annotation of a GenBank genome assembly.